UCUAUUGUCUUGCUUGACAAGGUUAAUUGACUUGGUGAAGAUGGAAAUGGCGCAAGAACUGCUGGACGGACCGCUGCACGAGAUCAAAGAAACCAGUAAGUAUGAUUUCCUCUUCAACACCCAUCAGUGCCAGUACCUGCAAAGCCGAUGCUCCGUGGUCGAAGAAUACGUGCGGCUUUGGCAGAGCUGCUCUGAACUUGAGCCACUUCCCCUGGCCAUGGAAGAGCUCCGUUGUAUGCUAAGCAGAGCCUUGCAGCUUCUCAAGCAGUGCCAGCACGAGGAAUGGCUGUACCAUGCUGCAGUCCGGCUCACUGAUUCCAGAGCCUUUGCGGAGAUCUGCCUGAGUCUGAGUAGAUUGACGGCCUUGGUCAAUGCUCACAUGAUGCAUUGUGCCACGGAUAUUGGGAGCCCGGAUGUGCAGUACCUCAUGGCCAUGCCUUACAAGCGCAAGCACAUAGAGAACCUGCGUUCAGCGAUGGAGGACCUGAGUCCCUGCGCAUCAAGAGAUAGAAAGGAGCUCUUCAUGAGAGCAAAUUCCAUCACAGAAACUGACAACAGGUAUGUUCUGGCACAGUACCUUGUUAAAAAGCUGAUGUCAAGCAGAGGAGGAGCCGUUGCCACCAUUCAGGCCCUCGAACUGAAAACUUUGAUAGGUGCGGGUGCAUUUGGUUCUGUGUACAAAGCUGAAUGGGUAGGGGCACCAGUUGCUGUGAAAGAGUUUAGAAGCGGUGAUGCUUCAGUUGACAAGGAGGUGAACAUCCUGAAAGAACUUAUUUUAGAACCGCACCCGAGCGUGCUCCAGAUGAUAGGAUCCUAUCAGAAGGAUGAGAAGGCUUACCUUGUCAUGGAGCUGAUGGAAAGGGACCUGACCAGUGUUAUAAGGAAGGCUGAAGGCUCGCUGCAACUUUUAACUUCUGUAGACAUUAUGCUCCAGAUCGCAAGCGGCAUGAGCUACCUCCAUCAAAGGAAUGUGGUUCAUCGAGACCUCAAGCCUUCGAAUGUCCUCGUUAAGACAUUAAAGAACCAUGCCUGCAUCACCUGUUUCGACGUGAGGUUAACAGACUUCGGAGUCUCAAAGUCGAACUUUAUAAGCUUUGCACCGGACUUGUCUUACCAGAGGGGGACGAUCCAAUACAUGGCUCCAGAGAUGCUGAAGGGCCAGAAGUACUCCAGAGAGGUUGACGUAUACAGCUUCGGAAUUACUUGCUUCCAGAUCUUGACUGGAACGCUGCCAUUUCAGGACGAUGGCAAGCAGCUGGUGGCAGAUAAACUGGUCGAGACGAUCGAAGAUGGAAAUAGGCCUGACCUUCCAACAGGCUGUCCACUGGAGCUGGUUGCUCUCCUCAACAGGUGCUGGAACAGGAAUCCGAAAGAUAGACCAACCUUCGAACAUAUAUCCAGGAUGCUGUGGUCGCUAAAAGAAAGGUUGCUUGGUGGCCACAACCUCGAAUCCAGCUUCACAGGCAGUGAGAUGUCCAGUUGCAACGCUGCGGAAGAGCUCACACUCGCUGCAGGAGAUAUGAUCUGCCAGAUUUCAGUUGCUGCUCCGUUCACAAAUUUUCAUCAGUGCUACUUCUUGCAGUCGCGGUGCAAGCAGAUUUCCAGCUACCGCGAAUUUCCGAAUAAGCUGCACCUUCGUUCAUGGUUUGCCGUUCAGAUAAAGCUGGUGACUACCUUGAGAACUGCGUUGUCGCUGAUAGAAUCUUACAGUGAAGAGAGGUGGCUGCAUACGGCGGUGCUGAAAGAGCAUAACCCGAGGGCAUUCAGAAAAGCUCUUGAUGAUAUCAACAGAUGUGAAACCACAUUGAGAGCCAUAAACCCUGGUAACCACAGCAAUAACAUAAUGACGUUCCCUGCUGUUCCUGAGCAAUAUGUGGAAGAUGAUAAAAAGAGACUGGCAGAAAGCAUUCAAGGCUUACUCGAUGCAUCGGACGGGGCGACAGUUAAGUUGGCAAAAUAUUUUGUUCAAAAGUCAGCUGCUGAUUCGAUUUUUCCGUGCAUCAGUCCAGAGGAAAUCGUACUGCUCGAUUUGGUAGGAAUGUCAAACCAUGGGACGAUGUUUAGAGGAAGAUGGCUGGACGUACCUGUGAUGGUGAAAGCCCUUGGAACAGGAAAUGAAGCUGAAAAGCUCCUGAAGGAGCUUGACAAAGGGCACGCAGAACUUAGAAACAGGCCCCAUCCAAAUGUAACGCAAGUUAUCGGCUACACAAGGCACGGGGAAGACUUGUUUGUGGUGACCGAGCAGGUCUCUGGAGGCCACUUCCGAGUGACAAAGUUCCCUCUUGUAUUGACCAUCGAGAUCCUGCUUCAAGUUGCUCAAGGCGUGGCCUACUUGCACCAACAUAACUGCGAGCUCUCGGACUUGAAUACGCUGCUGGUGGAAUUUGAGAAAGGCCACUUCGACGAAUUCACCGGUGGCAUCACUGUCAAAGUUUCAGCUCGAUCCAACUUCAGAAAACAAGAUGGACAAAAUAGCUUGAGUACCUUGGCUGGAAGGCUGAAGUAUCCGUUCCACUUCCCCCAUGCACCAGCGGCGGACUUCAGGAAGACCGAUGCGUACAACUUUGGUAUAGCCUGCGCAGAAAUGAUCACCGGGCAAACCAUCGGGGAAGAAAUACUGCUCUCUGGAAACCUACCGCAAGUCUCUCACGAUUGCACGGGAAUCAAGGCUGUAAUAGAGAAAUGCCUGAGUUCGCAGCCUCCUGACUUCCAUCAAAUCGUGGAACUCCUGCAAUCAGCUCAACUUAGAAUGGAGUUUCCACCUACAAGCGACAUAGACUACCGACGGAUGCUUCUGGACUCCAGCGCUCAAAUUGAACUCAAGCUCGACAUAACGGGAGCCGCAGUAAUUGGUGGCAAGCUCAUUGCUGUUGGAAUCGUAGAAAAUGUGGGUAACAGGCUCUACCAGUGGAUCCGUCAGCACAAAGAUGGAACUAUAGAGCGGUUGCGGCCAUUUCUCGUGACGGAGUUGGACUCUGGGACACUGGAGUAUGAUCUAACAGCCGACGACUUCAACAAGGCGAUCUCACUCACUUACGUGGAUAUGAACGAAAAGAUCGAAGUUUCCGGCAGAGAAACCACGAACAGUCGAUGGGUUUCCUAUAGUGACACUAUGAAGCGGGCGCUAAAGAUGAUAUGGGGUGCUGGCGAGGCCAAGUUCAAGGUUUUGCAGCUAAGGGAAGAAGAAGGGAGCAAGAAGAGCUACCUGGUGAUUAGAAGGCCGCAUUGCAUGCUGGAGUGGAAGCGCUACUACUUGAAAAGGAUGGAGAUCAAGAUCGCGUUCACCUCCCCGGCGGCCGGCAUCAAAAUAUCCAAGGAGAAUCCACAAAUUUGCCAGCUGAUCGAUAACGGCGGCGCGGAGGCCUGCAAGAUCCGAUUCAAGAAUGCGUUUGAGAGAGAUUUGGCAGUGCUUACCUUCCGGCAUUUCUUGCACAGUGCCUGUGAGAAGGGGAAGUGCUCGCGACGAUGAUGACACCCAAAAUGCUGUGAGUCAACGGCACAUAGCUGAAACCAUUGGUGAUUUCUUAGUAACAAUGAAGAACCCCAUAUUACAUAAGGGAAAGGACUGCAAAGUUUAGAACUUGCAACCUUUAGUAACGCAGGUGGAAGGUGUAGUGUCACGAGCUUCUUAGUCUCAGGAUGGGUAGUUCUAAAAAUUAUUUUCUUCAUUA
This is a messenger RNA of Selaginella moellendorffii, 3671 nucleotides long. RefSeq lists its product as uncharacterized. The coding region runs from base 41 to 3469 and encodes 1142 amino acids. Gene Ontology annotation, molecular function: ATP binding; protein kinase activity. The record is from RefSeq and is a predicted model, not a curated record. Gene Ontology annotation, biological process: protein phosphorylation. The transcript has a single exon. Lineage: Eukaryota; Viridiplantae; Streptophyta; Lycopodiopsida; Selaginellales; Selaginellaceae.